AUGGCACUACCUUCCGAUCAUUCUCCUAAGUCAGCCUUCGAGACCAGCCCAACUGGUCAGUUGCAAUUCAAAAAACAUAAAGUACUUCCACGACCUCACUCCGAAAGAAAGUCUGGACUGCCAAUUCGAGUGGCAAGUCCUUUGGCUAGAAACGUUUCGGCCAUCGAUACUUCCCGUUCUGGUAAUGGCAACCAGCCGUCAAGUCCACGAACCCUUAAGCAUCAACCGCGAAGGAUAAGUAGUGGUCCAGAUUUACCACCAACUCCGCCGAGACAUUCACGCCAGCCUUCGGAUAACUCUUCCGGAAAGACCAUCAGUCCAGCUGCGACCGAUGUCGCGUUACGAACUCCCCAGCCGUCGCAUUUACGUCCACCCACGACGCCUCCUAAUCAGAAGAGUCCGCCGACACCCGAUGUGACGCCGCCUCAUUCCACAAGCCGCCCGCAAUUAUUAAGACCUGUUUUGAGAGAUCGUGCUGGAUCAAGCACUACCACCGGUGAAUCUCAGUCUGCAUCUUUUACAACUGCACGAGAAGAGCCUUUAUCAUCCGAGGAUGAAGACAAACCUUUAGUCAAUAAAAAGGCGCGAUCUGCUGUGCGCCAAGUUUCUGACACAAGUGCCCGAAAUUUCAAACCCGAGAGCCUGGGCUUAGCUUUGGGUAAUUUGGCAUCUCGCUCAGAAAGUAGCAGUGCUUCCAAGUCGGUGGGAGGAGAUUGGGGUCACAACGAAAGCGACUGGGGCUCCGUGAGUGAGGUUGAGCAGGAAUGGGACCACAAUCUGCAACGACUGGUGACUGUCAGAAAGCGACCCGAGCCGCCAGAAUUUUCACGUUUAACUCCAACCAGAACGAAGGUUGUUGAGCCCAACAUGAUCACACCGACACAAGCAACUAAGGCCGUGCGGGGCAUGGCUGUACAUCCGAGAACUGAAGCUCUAUCCAUGAGAGGCACUUUGAAUCGCGAGAUUCCUUUGUCCACCUCACCGAGUACUGUCACAAGUUCCGACCCACGCAGGUUGUCGAUCAUCUCUACUAAAUCCACUGUCUCAACUGUUGUGGAGGCCUAUCUUUUGGACACAACUCCCAAAAGACAAAGGACUUUGCGCCAUGUGCGGAAACACACGAUUCUUAGAGAUCCAAUUAAUGCGUCAUCAUCAUCUACAACAGACUCUUUGAGAUCUGACAGAUCGCACAAUGCGCGAAAACACACUAUUCUCAGAGAUCCAGUCAAUGUGUCAUCAUCGUCGACAACAGACUCUCUAAAAUCUGACAGAUCGCACAAUGACUCCCGCACUCGAACACGCGAAAGCCCUCCGAAGUCUGAGAGUCAGCACUCAAACGCGACAGUUAAUUCUAUCUCAAGCGGUAGAGCCCGACGUGAGGUUUGGAAGGCAGGCGGCAUACCCGUAGUUGUUGUGCCGGAUCGGCUGUCCUCUCACAAAACCAAGUCGAGCAGGGAGCCUUCUUUAAGGUCGCAUUCUAGCCGACGAUCGAGCCGCACCGCUACCAGCGUCAGCCCUACACUGAAUGACAAAUCCUCUACAAAGGAUGAGCCACCUAUUGUGCGACGUCAGUAUCGAGGUCGAUCUUACUCAACAUCUGAAAGCUCCGACGAGAGAACUAUGGACUAUCCACCUAUUGUGCCGGCUCGGUCGUCCUCUCUAUCAGCCCCUACCAGCCGAAAUGGUUCAAGGGCCAGUUCUUUGACAGCCGAGAGUAUGAAGCUCCAUAAUGCUUUGCAGGAAUACCUCAACAAAAAGAAAGACGAACCUAAAGUGCCUGAUAUUCUCUUAUCAGAAGAUGCACAUGCGAGGCAGGCGCCUUCUACUGCUUCUGACAGUCAUCGCCGGUUUAGCGCUGAACCUCACGACGAUUUUCUCAACCCUAAAGGAUACGGCUCGCAAAACACUCCAUUUUCGCUGGCUUCCGUCGAGACAAAUGCGACCAAUCCUGUGGUUUCGGAAGCUCUCGCAAUCCAGAUGUACCCACACCAGAAUUCAUCUCUGUUGAUGGUUGAUCAUUCUGCGAAGCCUUCCGAUUCACCGGAUCAGACCCAAGCAGAGUCAGAAGAAGAUUUAGAUGUGCCGAUGCCGACCGAUUCAACGGGAGAAAUCCCUGCCACACCCCCUCAGCCAAAUUUUUCGAUUGAUGAUGUUGAUUCUCCGCUUCGGAAUCCUCGGGCGCCUCCUGAGCCCCCUAGCCACCCCCCAGCCAUUAAUUUCAUACCUGCGACGCCGUCAGGAACGACUCCAGCUCAUGAGAAGAUGGCACUAAUGGGUAACUAUUUCGAAGCGACAAAUGAGAAGCCUCCGCGUCGACCUUCCAUAGUACGCCGUGCUUUCAACCGUACACGACGCUAUUCAGUGGACUAUAUACCACCAGAACGAAGACCUUCAAGCUUUUUCUCGCGAACUUUGUCCCUUUCGCGAACUGGUCGGAUUAAAGGCAUGCCAAGCAUGGAGCGUGAACCGGCAUACCCUAGUCCCGACGAUAGUCCCGUGGAGGAAGACAAGCUGCAUCCUUUUUGGCGCCCUCAGUGGUCGAGCGAGGAUUUUGACGAAUGUGAUGGGGAUUGUGACGACAACUGCGAUAUACAUUGGCGGGAAGAUUCAGCGGAUGAGGUUUACCAAUAUCCUCCAGUCGACAAUCGACCUGUGGCGCCUCAGAGGAGUUUCAGUUCUAGGAUGAAGCGCACGUUUGCUGUCCUUCCGUCUCGUGAUGAUUCUUCCUAUACUAGCUAUGACUGGCCCACCACUGAGCGCCGCACCAUUGGAAGAACCCCUAGCGGUAAUCUUCGGGUCAUGAAGCAUCGCUCGAGUUUUGGAUCUCUACGACAAAGCUACAACGACGACGAAAGACCACAUUCUGCGGAUGGCGAGGUGAAGAAAUCAUUUUGGCGUGCUAAUAGUAUGCAGAGGCGAGCUAUCAAAGAGAAGAGAAGGCUCUCCCUUGGAAGUAAACUGGAGGAGCUACAAAAUCUCCCACGCAAAUUCAGCGAGAGGAGGCGCGAGAAGCGGUCGCAGGAGCUCCGCCAGAAGAUCAGCGGACCAAAGGAAGUGCGUGAUGGGGUAGGAGAUGUGAUUCGAAGUUCAACUCGUGGUCACCACGAAGCCAACGAAACGUCUCGUUGA
Molecule: messenger RNA, 3129 nt
Organism: Fusarium sp. VM40
Lineage: Eukaryota; Fungi; Ascomycota; Sordariomycetes; Hypocreales; Nectriaceae
Source: the annotation of a GenBank genome assembly